UAGGUGGACGCGUCUACUCAUGUCCGACAACAAAUCAAAGCACAGUUAGCCAAAUGCUACGCCAGCUAGCUUGAUUAAUAUAGCUAGUCCCUAUAGGAAACAUAUCAUUACCACCGCAAUGGCUGAAGUCGAAGAGACCCUCAAGAGAAUCCAGAGUCAGAAAGGCGUGCAAGCAAUCAUCAUUGUCAAUGCAGAGGGCAUCCCCGUUAAAACGACCCUCGAUAACUCGAGUACAGUGCAGUAUGCUGGCCUCAUCCACCAGCUGGUGAUGAAGGCACGGAGUACAGUGAGGGAUAUCGACCCUCAGAAUGACCUCACCUUCCUGAGGGUUCGCUCGAAGAAGAAUGAGAUUAUGAUCGCUCCAGAUAAGGACUAUUUCCUGAUUGUCAUUCAGAAUCCUACAGAGUAGAAUUUGCAGUAUAUUUUUUUAUCCUGAAAAAUGUUUGUUUAUAUUGUUGUUAUGUUUAAAGCAGAUGUCUCACAAGAAAAGAAUGACAAGUGUGGUCUUCCUCAGUAGUUUGUGUUGACCAAGUUGCAUUAUGUUGUUUUUUUUUAACCUUUUUUAAAAAUCAUACUAGUGCUUAAUUUAUUGUUCCUUGACUUACCUCCAGUACCAAUAUUCAAAAUGGUUGCACUCAUGAAUACCAUGUACACAGCUGUUGGUUAGAGUAGCCAAGUUAUGUAACUCCUUGUGCUACUCAUAAAUGAUAAUAAAACAGCAAUGAGUCUC
Messenger RNA from Electrophorus electricus (electric eel), 730 nucleotides. RefSeq names its product dynein, light chain, roadblock-type 1 (gene dynlrb1). NCBI's taxonomy places the organism in Eukaryota, Metazoa, Chordata, Actinopteri, Gymnotiformes, Gymnotidae. Gene Ontology annotation, biological process: microtubule-based movement. Gene Ontology annotation, cellular component: cytoplasmic dynein complex. The record is from RefSeq and is a predicted model, not a curated record.